Plodia interpunctella (Indianmeal moth) is the source of this 728-nucleotide messenger RNA. It is a transcript of the gene Bin1, whose product is annotated as Bicoid interacting protein 1. Gene Ontology annotation, molecular function: transcription factor binding; transcription corepressor activity. The record is from RefSeq and is a predicted model, not a curated record. Lineage: Eukaryota; Metazoa; Arthropoda; Insecta; Lepidoptera; Pyralidae. Gene Ontology annotation, cellular component: nucleus. Gene Ontology annotation, biological process: negative regulation of DNA-templated transcription. The transcript has 2 exons. The coding region runs from base 186 to 659 and encodes 157 amino acids.
UCGAUGCCGAUUUUGAAGCGUUUUUGUUUGCUCGGUUUUUGUGUGUGGACUUUUGCGGCUUUGCUACUUGGUUAUAAUAUAACAAAAAAUAUAAUAUAGAUAAACGUAGUUAUAUAGAUUAUAAAUUCUCCGGAUAGAGAGAUAUUAUUUUAAGUUUCAAACUAAAUCAAUAUACCUAAUAGAUUAUGGCUGGUUUGGAAUCCAUGGUCGUCGAAGAAGUGAAACCAAUAGAGAAACCUGUAGACAGGGAAAAGACUUGUCCACUGUUACUUCGUGUAUUCUGCUCAACUGGUCGCCAUAAUUCUCUCGCUGAUUACGCUAGAGGCAAUGUUCCACAAAAUGAACUUCAAAUAUACACGUGGAUGGAUGCAUCCCUACGUGAACUUACUGGUCUUGUCAAAGAAGUAAAUCCUGAAACUCGACGCAAAGGAACAUACUUUGAUUUUGCUAUUGUUUAUCCUGAUGUAAGAUCACCAACAUAUAGAAUGAGAGAAAUUGGUGUUACCUGUUCAGGACAACGAGGUGGUGAUGAUAACAAGACUUUGUCUCAAGCUAAGUUCCAGAUUGGCUAUUACCUAGAUAUAUCUAUUACUCCACCAAAUAGAAUGCCCCCACCUAUGCGACGGCCACAACCAUAUAUGAAUAACCGUCCAUACUAAACUUGACUUUGCUGUACCAUUAUGUAAGUUUCUUCUAGUUAUUAUUAAUAAAAUAUCAUGUCGUCAAGA